Caenorhabditis remanei is the source of this 2688-nucleotide messenger RNA. RefSeq lists its product as uncharacterized. The transcript has 14 exons. The record is from RefSeq and is a predicted model, not a curated record. NCBI's taxonomy places the organism in Eukaryota, Metazoa, Nematoda, Chromadorea, Rhabditida, Rhabditidae. Gene Ontology annotation, biological process: endocytosis; molting cycle, collagen and cuticulin-based cuticle. Gene Ontology annotation, cellular component: plasma membrane; cytoplasmic vesicle membrane. Bases 1 to 2688 code for a protein of 895 amino acids.
AUGAUUAGAGCUACUCGAAUUAGAACUGGUGCGGUGAAAACGACGCGUCUCGUUCGCGGAAUCGCCUGGUUCUUCGAGAAAUGGUCUCAUUUCGUUGCGAACAAUGCCAUCGCACUUAUCGUCAUUUGUGUGGUUCUCACGUUGAUCGGAACUUUCAAGGUGGCCACGACACCAAAUGAAAAUGACAUCACCGGAUAUACACCGUACGGGGCGAGAGCCAGGGAUGAGUUCGAUGUAAUGACUGAUUUCUUUGCUCACAAUGGAAAUGGAAUUGCAAUGUUCGUCCUGAUCCUUCCGACUCGUCAUGAGAGUGUCCUCCAUCCGGAUGUCCUCCGAGAAGCUCUUCGUCUAGAAAAUAUUCUUUCUUCAAAUUUUACAAUGCCCACUGCUGAGGGAAAACAUCAAAACUAUCAGGAGUUCUGCACGAAUUUCUGUCAGAUCAACGAACCAUUUGUCCAGUUUGCAAGAAGCUACCUAACCGAGUUGGACAACUCAAAGAAUGGAACUGAUCUAUCUGAAAGGAUCUCUCUGAACUACCCUAUCACCAGUAUCUAUUCCAGAAAAAUGAGCAUUCAACCCAACUUUUUUGGAAUUGAAAUGAUGAAUGAGACCGCUAAAGCAAUUACUAAUAUCAGAUCAUCAAAGUUGAUCGCUCUGCAACUCCGCUCGGAACGAAAGGAGGGGUGGAAUAGUCAAGGAAUCAAGGAUUUCGAGAUGUCCAUCACGAAUUACUUUGAGAAAGAAUUCAAAUCUCCUGAAAUUCGAGUUCUCACCCUUUCCACAUCAUACGUGGAAGCAGAAGUUGUUCGUGCUGGAAUGUCUCUUCUUCCAUUCUUGGUCGUUGGUUUUGUGAUCAUGGCUAUAGUCUCAUCGGUGACUACAUUCUUCUCUGCUCUCUACAUGAACCAAGUUUCUAUUCAUAAGUUCUCCCUCGCCAUCGCCGCCUGCAUCUGCCCCUUCAUGGCAUGUGGAACUGCUCUUGGAGCCUUAUUCUUUUGUGGAGUCCGUUUUGGAUCCAUCCUCUGUGUUACUCCAUUUCUAGUCCUUGCCAUUGGAGUAGACGACGCCUAUCUUAUGAUUCAUUCCUGGCAAAGAGUCACCGCAGAACGAAGGAAACAUGCAGUGGAAGGCGAUUCUCCAGGAAGUCGUCUCUCAGAAGUUCUCGUCGAUACGGGACCGGCUAUUCUGAUCUCGGCACUCACGAAUAUCUUCGCUGACGUGGCUGGUUGUUUUACUUCGAGUCCUGAAAUCUCUCUGCUCGGAUAUGGAAAUAUGGCUUGUAUUUUCUGUGAUUUCUUAUAUCAAAUUACUUUUUAUUCGGCUAUCAUGACGAUUACUGGAUACUUCGAAAUGAAAGAUGAAGCACAGAAGAGACAUAUCAAGACGAUUGCAUGUGGUGCUGAAAAUGAUGAUUCCAGUUGUACGAGCUCCUCGGUUGAAAGUUUCGAUGUUGUAGUCAAGAGAAGAGUGGCAACAUUCCUGGAAACCUACAUUUCUCUUCUCACCAAUGCGUUCUUCCAACUUCUGGUCAUCCUCACUUGGAUCGUUUUUCUCGUUAUUUCUAUUUAUGGAAUCACCAUAAUGAAUAUCAACUUGAGUCCCCGAAAGCUUUUUAUGGAGGACUCGAGUCUUCGUGAAAUGGACGAUUUGAGAGUAAAAUACGUGGUUCCUAACUACUAUUUGGCUAAUGUUUUUGUCAGAAAUCCGGGAGAUUUGACAGAUGGAAAACGAUUGGAGAGAUUAAACAAUUUUGUGGACGAAAUGGAGCAUUUGAAUGGAAGUUGGGGAGCACUUGGAACCAAUUAUUUUGUUCGAGAUUUCAUUGAUUUCCAAGCAGCAAUGAAUGAAGAAGAGGAGUUGGAAGGAGGAGAAGAGGAGAAGUCAAUUGUGAAGAGAGGAGGAAUUGAUAUGAAUAACCUUCCAAUGUUCUUGGAAUGGCCAGAGUAUCUUUUCUGGAAGGGAUUCGUACAGUAUCACAGUGAUAGCAAUCAUACCGUACUUGACCGAUUCUUUAUCACAUUUGCAAUUCACGGGAAGAACCUACAAGAGUGGCCAGCAAGAGGAGAUGCGUUGAGGGAAUGGAGAAAAGUUGUCGAUAAGUAUAGCUCUGAAUUCGGACUCUCCGUGUUUUCUGACGAUGGAAUCUACGUGGAUCUCAUUGAGAAUAUGCCAACUGACGCGUGGCAAUCAGCAGUUGCUACGUUGGCUUGCAUGGCAUUUAUCUGUUUUGUGUUCAUGUAUGAUGUUCCUACUGUCAUUGUGGCAACUUCUAUUAUUGCGAGUAUUAUGACAGGAAUUCUCGGAAUCCUCUCCCUUACUGGAACGGAUCUUGACCCAAUCGUUAUGUCUGCCUUGAUCAUUUCUAUCGGAUUUUCUGUGGAUAUCCCCGCCCACAUUUCUUAUCAUUAUCACACGUCUUCAUCUGAAAAUGGAAUCAGAGACCGUCUACAUCAGACAUUGUCCUCGGUUGGGUUCCCAGCCCUUCAAGCUUCAUUCUCCACUUCAUUAUGUGUGCUGGCGCUGAAAUGUUCUUCAAUUUACAUGUCGAAUGCAUUCGUCAAGACUAUGAUCACCUGUAUGAUACUCUGCGUGUUCCAUGCUCUCGUCCUCCUCCCAACUCUCUUUGCAAUUUUCAGCCGAAUAUUCUCAGUAUUCCACGUGAAAACAUCUCCAAUUGAAUCGAAAUGA